Messenger RNA from Aureobasidium pullulans EXF-150, 583 nucleotides. RefSeq lists its product as uncharacterized. The record is from RefSeq and is a predicted model, not a curated record. The coding region runs from base 1 to 576 and encodes 191 amino acids. The transcript is spliced from 2 exons. NCBI's taxonomy places the organism in Eukaryota, Fungi, Ascomycota, Dothideomycetes, Dothideales, Saccotheciaceae.
AUGCAUAAGGGGGCGAAGUCCCUCACAGGUCGAUCAAAUCUGCUCUUCCUGCUUCAUCACGACCUCCCCAUGCUCUAUCAUGGUUUCUCCGUGCAUAAUUUCCACGCCUUCGUCGAACUCAUCCCCGAUCUCACUACGGAUAUCAUCUUGCCAGUCGUAGGUGUCGGUGCCUGUAUACUCCCCAGCAGCUGGAGUAGUAACUCCGAAGCGCAAGUUACGCGGUUUCCAGUAUCGAGUGUCGCCGCUGUCGUCGUUUAUAGCAAGCCAGACAUCCUCAGGAAGGGCAAGCCAGUCCUGCCAGUUGACAACUGUGGGCCAGCCGAAGGACUCUUCUUUGUUCACGAGGAUGUCCGAAUGCCUGAUGAAUGCAUAAGCCAGGUUUGUGAGAAUGUGGUGAAGCUGGAUUGCCUCUUCGACGUUGAGAACCAUAGUGGCGUCAUUGAAGUUGGGGUCGAGAACAUACCUUCUUGGCUCAGGGGCUCGAACAGUUGGCGAGGGAUUAGAAGGUCCCAUCUUGUUCGUCGAUACAAUUCCAAGAUAGAACGAAGGAUUGGAGGAGAAGAAAGGUUGCUAUAGUCGCGUG